Hemiscyllium ocellatum (epaulette shark) is the source of this 852-nucleotide messenger RNA. RefSeq names its product basic helix-loop-helix family, member e22 (gene bhlhe22). The coding region runs from base 1 to 852 and encodes 283 amino acids. NCBI's taxonomy places the organism in Eukaryota, Metazoa, Chordata, Chondrichthyes, Orectolobiformes, Hemiscylliidae. The transcript has a single exon. The record is from RefSeq and is a predicted model, not a curated record. Gene Ontology annotation, molecular function: protein dimerization activity.
AUGGAAAGGAGCAGCGUCCACCUGAAUGGACCGCACCAGGAGCAGGAGCUGUUACACCCGGCUCUCAGCGCUCCGGCCAAAAGGCUGGACAGCACCUUCCGUCCGGCGGCGGCGGCAGCGGCGGCCGCUCUCGAACUCUCGCUGGCCGAGCCCCGCUCGCCGCUGGGCUGCUUCGAGGGGGCCGCCGGCGAGCCGGACGGAGUGGCCCAGCAGGCGGGAGCAGAAGGGAAGCAGCACCGGGAGGGCAGCGGCGGGGACCAGAGCUUGGAUGAUGACAGCGACGAGCGCUGUGAGUUAAUGCUGGUCCGGCAGGGAGCUGCGGACAGAGCGGUCUCUCUCAGCACCAGCGCCCGGGCGGAGGGUCACUCCAGCAGCAAGAAGAACAAGGAGCAGCGGGCCCUCCGGCUCAGCAUCAACGCCCGGGAGAGGAGGAGAAUGCACGACCUCAACGAUGCCCUGGACGAGCUGAGGUCCGUCAUCCCUUACGCCCACAGUCCGUCGGUCAGGAAACUCUCCAAAAUCGCCACGCUGCUGCUCGCCAAGAACUACAUCCUGAUGCAAGCCCAGGCUCUGGAUGAGAUGCGGAGGCUGGUAGCCUACCUCAACCAGGGGCAAAGCCUCCCCACUGCCCUGCCCUCAGCCGCCGCCUCCCUCACCCCCAGCCUGGGAGCCUACGACCCAACAGCGGCGGGAGGCUACCCGUUCCCCGCCGGAGGCUUGGCGGCGGCGGCGGCAGCGGCGGCGGCGGCGGCCGGAGCGAACUGUCCGGACAAGUGUACCGCCAGCAACAGCGGCUCCCUCUACAACAAUGUCACAUCCAGUCUCUGCAAACAGUGUAGCGACAAGCCUUAA